ACUCUUGAUCAUUAUCAUCAUUCAUAAACUUAAGCCAAUAAACACAUACAAUAUACCCAAAUUUCCGUAGUUCUGGUCUUCUUGUGUCCGAUAACACAAAAUAUUAAUUUAUUUUAGUUUAAAUUACUUUAAAUUUAAACAUACAGAGCAUCAAAACUUAUUACGGAUUAUUGCUCGACAAAUGUCAAACUCGGAGUCAAGAGUGAUGAAUUCUUCUUUAUUAGUUAAAGCUGGUAUUCCUGCUGCAAUUUCUAUUGCAGCAUACAUUUGUUCAAAAAUUGUCUCGAAACGUCUAGAAACUUCAAAUCCAUCUUCAUCCAUCAUUGAUCUUGCAGAACAAGAAUGUUAUAAUACAUACAAUGUUAAUAAUUCAACUUCUUUUGAUGAUUAUCAACAUGAAGGUCAUAAUUGUAGAGGUAAUAACUUGGAAGUGAAGUUACUAGAACUUGAAAUUCUAGUGGAACAUCUUCAAAGAAAAGAAAGGGAUUUGAAGGCAAGGUUUCUUGAGUACCAAGUAAUGAAGCAAAGAGAAUUUAUGUUGAUGGAAAUGAGGAAUAAGUUAAUUUUAGAAAAAACUCGAGCGGAAUUUUUAAUUCAAGAAAUUUAUUUAGUACAAAAUGAGAGUCAGAGAAUGGGAAGUUUUAUUUUGGAGUAUAUCAAAGUUAUUCAAAAACUCGAAGAUUCAAAAAAGGAAAAUGGAUUGCUUGAAAGGAAAGCAAGGAAGUUAUGCAAAAGAGGAAGGCAAAGGCUAAAGAUUAUAAGGGAAAUGAAGUUGAGGAUUGAAGCUAAAGAUGAAAAGAUAUUAAGCAAUGAAGAAGAACUUCAAAGGAAAGAUGAACUUAUUCAAGAAUUGGAAGAUGAAAUUAGUCAAAUGAAAGAGGUUAUUGAUCAUUUGCAAAGAGAAAAAUUAGAGAUUUCUAACAUUGACAUUCAUGAAAAACCAUAUUCCUUAAACCAUAAGAUGCAGGAAGAGACACAAGGAGUGACUAAAGAGGAGCAUGAGAAGGUUCUAAAAGAACUAGAAAAACUCCAGAAAGAUCUAGAAACCAAAGAAAAUGAAGUAACAUACUUAAAAUGGAGUAAUGCAUGUUUAAGGCAUGAAUUAUUAAGGUUCCAUCAACAAAACAAAGAAGAAAACGAUGAACAUAUUGAAUCUGCUGCGUGUGAUUGUAACACAACAGGAACAAGUUCAUCAGAUCAUCAACAAUUCUCUGUUUGUUUGUGCACUAACAAUAAUAUUCAACAUCCAUCAAGGAGAAGAAGGUUUAUUCAAAAAGUUAAAAAAUGGGUUGAAGGAGGAAAAAUGGAUGAUAUUAAAGAUAAAGAAACUCAUCUAGAAGCAGAUAUUUUAUUUGUUCAUCCUAGGAACUCUUAUUCUAGUGUUUAAUCUUUUAUUAAUUAUACAAUAUCUAAUUAUUUGUUAUGUAUUGUCUUAAACUUAUAUGUUAAUUGAAUAAGUUAUUUUACCAAAUAUUAUUUUAAUAAGCUUUUUUGUCAGCUAAUUAGG
Molecule: messenger RNA, 1507 nt
Organism: Amaranthus tricolor (Joseph's coat)
Lineage: Eukaryota; Viridiplantae; Streptophyta; Magnoliopsida; Caryophyllales; Amaranthaceae
Product: protein CHUP1, chloroplastic
Exons: 2
Coding region: 182-1387 (401 amino acids)
Source: RefSeq, a predicted model, not a curated record